CUCCCCUUUUUUCUGUCGACCUGGCUCUGAGCGAAGCCUCCCUCUGGGGAACUGCAGAGCCGAGGUGGGACAAGAGUUCUGCUGGAAGAGAGAGAGAGCGAGCGAGCGAGCGCAAGGGGAAGCCGGAGGCGGACCGUCGAAUCUCCCCCCUAACACACACUCGCCGUCUCCAGGAGGAGGAGGAGGAGGUGAAGAAGAAGCAGCGGACUGAGGAGAGGCAGCCGGCGGACACACACGCACACAUACUAGGGAAGGGAAGCCGAGACAGACACACAGGCUGUGCGUCACCCCCACGUUAUGGAUCAUUACGACGAAGAGCAGGUCUACAUGCAGCAGCAGGACGACUGGGACCGGGACAUGCUCCUGGAUCCCGCCUGGGAGAAGCAGCAGCGAAAGACGUUCACAGCUUGGUGCAACUCCCACUUGAGAAAAGCCGGCACGCAGAUCGAGAACAUCGAAGAGGACUUUCGGGACGGUCUGAAACUCAUGCUCCUGCUGGAGGUCAUUUCGGGGGAACGUCUGGCCAAACCCGAGCGAGGCAAGAUGAAAGUGCACAAGAUCUCCAACGUGAACAAAGCGCUGGACUUCAUCGCCGGCAAAGGUGUCAAGCUGGUGUCCAUCGGCGCCGAGGAAAUUGUCGACGGCAAUGCCAAGAUGACGCUGGGAAUGAUCUGGACCAUCAUCCUCCGCUUUGCCAUCCAAGACAUUUCCGUUGAAGAGACGUCCGCCAAGGAAGGCCUCCUGCUGUGGUGCCAGCGCAAGACGGCGCCCUACAAGAACGUCAACAUUCAGAACUUUCACAUCAGUUGGAAAGAUGGUUUGGGCUUCUGUGCGCUUAUUCAUCGGCACCGCCCGGAGCUCAUCGACUAUGGGAAACUACGCAAGGACGACCCCAUGACCAACCUGAACACAGCCUUCGAAGUUGCCGAGAAGUACUUGGAUAUUCCCAAGAUGUUGGAUGCCGAAGACAUUGUGGGCACUGCCCGUCCGGACGAGAAGGCCAUCAUGACCUACGUGUCUAGCUUCUACCACGCCUUCUCGGGCGCCCAGAAGGCGGAGACGGCGGCCAACAGGAUCUGCAAGGUGCUGGCUGUCAAUCAAGAGAAUGAGAAGCUGAUGACCGACUAUGAGAAGCUGGCCAGUGAUCUGUUGGAGUGGAUCCGCCGCACCAUCCCAUGGCUGGAGAACCGCGUGCCUGAGAACACCAUGCAGGCCAUGCAGCAGAAGCUGGAGGACUUUCGAGACUACCGCCGGCUACACAAGCCGCCCAAAGUGCAGGAGAAGUGCCAGCUGGAGAUCAACUUCAACACGCUGCAGACCAAGCUGAGGCUCAGCAACCGGCCCGCCUUCAUGCCCUCCGAGGGCCAGAUGGUGUCGGACAUCAACAACGCCUGGGGCAACCUGGAGGGCGCCGAAAAGGGCUACGAGGAGUGGCUCCUCAACGAGAUCCGCCGCCUGGAGAGACUGGACCACUUGGCCGAGAAGUUCCGACAGAAAGCGGCCAUCCACGAAGGCUGGACACAAGGCAAGGACGAGAUGCUUCAGCGCAAAGACUUUGAGACGGCGUCGCUGUCGGAAAUCAAGGCGUUGCUGAAGAAGCACGAAGCCUUUGAGAGCGACUUGGCUGCCCAUCAGGACCGCGUGGAGCAGAUUGCGGCCAUCGCGCAGGAGUUGAAUGAGCUGGAUUACUACGACUCGCCAAAUGUAAACAAUCGCUGCCAGAGAAUUUGUGACCACUGGGAUGCCCUUGGGGCUAUGACCAAGCAACGUAGUGAAGCACUCCAGAGAACAGAAAAACUUCUGGAAACCAUCGAUCAGUUGUACCUGGAGUUCGCAAAGAGAGCAGCACCAUUCAACAACUGGAUGGAGGGUGCCAUGGAGGAUCUACAGGACUCCUUCAUAGUCCAUACCAUUGAGGAAAUCCAAGGACUCAGCACGGCCCACGAGCAGUUCAAGGCCACGUUGCCCGAGGCGGACAAAGAGCGCCAGGCCAUCCUGGGCAUCCAUAAUGAGAUCGCCAAGAUCAUGCAGACGUACCACGUCAAUAUGUCCGGCAUCAACCCUUACACCACCAUCAACCCUCAGGAGAUCAACGCCAAGUGGGACAAGGUACGACAGCUGGUUCCUCAGCGUGACCAGGCCUUGAUUGAGGAGCACGCCCGGCAGCAGAACAACGAGCGUCUGCGGCGCCAGUUCGCCGGCCAAGCCAACGUCAUCGGGCCUUGGAUCCAGACCAAGAUGGAGGAAAUCGGUUACAUCUCAAUGGAACUGCACGGCACGCUGGAGGACCAGUUGGCGCACCUGCGGCAGUAUGAGAAGAGUAUCGUCAACUACAUGCCCAAGAUUGAGCAGUUGGAAGGAGACCACCAGCUCAUCCAGGCCGCGCUGAUCUUUGACAACAAGCACACCAACUACACCAUGGAGCACAUCCGUGUGGGCUGGGAGCAACUUCUGACCACCAUCGCUCGUACCAUCAACGAGAUCGAGAACCAGAUCCUGACGCGAGACGCCAAAGGCAUCAGCCAGGAGCAGCUCAACGAGUUCAGGGCCUCCUUCAACCACUUUGACAGGGACCACUCGGGCACGCUGGGGGCCGAGGAGUUCAAGGCCUGCCUGAUCAGCCUCGGCUUCGAUAUCUCCAACGACGCCCAGGUACUUCUUGAACUCAUCUCACCUUUUUGUUUUGUUUUUUUCCUUUCCUCCCUGCUUUUCCUUUCGUCCUCUUUCGACGGUUUCCCCUUUGCUUCCUUUUCUCUUUUUCUGUCUUUUUUCCCUUCCCGUCCGUCGCUCGCCCCUUAUAUAGAAGAGAACGGGAGUGAUGGAUGCAGACGACUUCAAGUCCUGCCUUAUCUCCGUCGGUUACAAUCUGGGCGAGAACGAGUUUGCCCGCAUCAUGAGCAUUGUGGACCCCAACCGCAUGGGCGUGGUCACCUUCCAGGCCUUCAUCGACUUCAUGUCACGCGAGACGGCCGACACAGACACGGCCGACCAGGUCAUGGCCUCCUUCAAAGUCCUGGCAGGAGACAAGAACUACAUCUUGGUGGACGAGUUGCGGCGCGAGCUGCCCCCGGACCAGGCGGAGUACUGCAUAGCCCGCAUGGCCCCGUACACGGGCCCCGAUGGCGUGCCCGGGGCCCUCGACUACAUGUCCUUCUCCACCGCCCUUUACGGCGAGAGCGACCUUUGAACUCUCUCCGCCUCCCCGCCCUUUACCCGCCCACUUUUUUUUUUUUUUUUGUAUGUUUCUGGCCUUAUAUUGUUUUGCCCUCACAAGUUGUGCUCCCCCCCCAUGCCAAGCAGUUUACACAGAGAAAAACGUGUUAUGUUUUUAUUUUCUUGUUGUUGUCCUCGUUCAUAAAGAUAUAAAGUUAACAUAUUUUAUAAUACUGAACAAAAAAAAAAAAAAGGUAUUUUUCUUCACCUGGUUAAGAGUGAGAGAUGGAAAUUGUAAUAAAGAAAAAUUGCUUUCAUGUCUGUUUAUUCUCAGCUAUUUACAUAAAAUAUAUUAUUACAGUCAUCAAACACAAUAGGUAUAGAUUUUUUGUGAUUUCUUUGGGGGGCAUUUUUGUGUUAAAAGAAUUUUCUGAGACAAAAAGUGGCACCAAAUAUAGAACUUUAAGUAGACUUUCUACAAGGCAUGAUUCGCAAAGCAAAAUAUCCAUUUUUUUGUGGUCUGCUACUGCCAUUUUGUGAAUAAAUUGCUGUUUCUAAAUAGA
Messenger RNA from Syngnathus typhle (broad-nosed pipefish), 3716 nucleotides. It is a transcript of the gene actn1, whose product is annotated as actinin, alpha 1. Gene Ontology annotation, cellular component: plasma membrane; cell junction; stress fiber. The transcript is spliced from 21 exons. The record is from RefSeq and is a predicted model, not a curated record. The coding region runs from base 298 to 3366 and encodes 1022 amino acids. Gene Ontology annotation, molecular function: calcium ion binding; actin filament binding. Gene Ontology annotation, biological process: actin cytoskeleton organization; muscle cell development. NCBI's taxonomy places the organism in Eukaryota, Metazoa, Chordata, Actinopteri, Syngnathiformes, Syngnathidae.